AUGUUAUCCAGGCCAACGACAUCGAGUGCGAAUAGCUCGCGCGCGCGCCAUGCGUUGCGUGUGCGGGUCUCUCGCCUUGCGAGGUGGCACUCAUCCGGCGGCGCAGCGGGCUUGAUUGCACCACGACAGCAGCAAAAAAUCCCCUCAUCGCGAUCGAUCUCCGUUCAGUCGUGUCCCCAAAGAUACUUUGGCUAUGCCGAUUCAAGCAAAUCAACGCAAUGGAUCUCUGGCCAAAGAUACUCUUCCACUGCCAAGUCGGCAGAAUCCCCGACGCCCGAUCCCCAACAGCCUAGCGCGUUCGACGAUAUCAAUGCGCUGAUCGAGCGCAUUGCCGAAAAUGAAGAGGCAAUGGUGCAAACUAUGGACGAGUUGGACUUAAUUGGGGGCCUUGAUAGUUACGAAGAUCCCCUGUCCGAGUUGAUGAGCACUCGAGACGAACAUACGGUGGACACUUGGGUGACUAUGGUACGAAAGCAGUUCGGCGAUACCGUGCCAGAGGGAGUCUUGAACGAAGAGGAGAUGCAGCUAUACACCAGUCUUUAUGGAGAGCCGAUCAUUGAAGAGUUCUUCGAAGAGGAAGAAAUCAUUGAAGAAGAAGAGAACGAGAAUGAUGCACUGCUUCGCGAGGAUGGAGAAGGAGGCUGGGAGGAAGUUGAAUAUAAAGAGGAUGUGGAGGCUGAAGACGAUACCCCCGUAGUCUACGAUAUGGAUAAUGCACCCGAGGAAGAGGAGACAGUUGCCAUGCAGCGAACCCGAGAAGUAGCUGAGCAGCUGGGUGGCGAGGUCAUGCUAGAGCAAUUUGAGAACGAGGCUGUCCCAGACUCUGCUCCGAGGACGCAUCCCUUAACCCAGCUCGGAAAAUCCCAGACUGAUCCAAGCACAAUCCAUCUGCCCAAGAGCUCUGUCACCGGUCCCAUCUCCGUCAUCCUCUCUGAGUUCGCCAACAAGCAUAUUGCAGAGACUUCUCAUCGUUUGUUUGGUGGGCCAGGCUUACCUCACUCCACUACAACUGCCCCUCCACGCGCACAGUUACCCCAACUUCCAAUUCCUCUUCAUGCGGGUCAAAACAACAUGGGAACCAUGGAGGCUAAUGCCUACCUUGCAGUCCUGUAUCCGGGAAUCUAUGCAUCGACUCUCAGCGUUUUAGUCGAAGUACGGAAACGCCUGGGAACAGAAUGGAUUCGCAACCUUAUGUCUCAAGAAGGUGGCCCGAAUGUUCUUGAUGCUAGCGGUGGUGGUGCCGGAAUAUUGGCUUGGCGAGAUGUUCUCCGUGCAGAAUACCAGACCAUGGUUCCCGAUCAUCCGGAGGACGCACCUAUCCCGUACGGUCGUUCUACGGUGUUAACCGGCUCAGAUGCACUCCGUCUACGUGCAAGCGCGAUGCUCGAAAAUACCACUUUCUUACCUCGGCUACCUGAUUACCUCCAUAUUCGUGACAAACCAACAUUAGACGAUAGUCGCAAGGCCCCGAAGCGCAAACAAUACGAUGUCAUUAUUGCGCCCCAUUCCCUCCUUCGAAUCGAAGAAGACUACGAGCGCAAAGAGUAUGUGCAGAACUUAUGGGCACUUCUCAACCCCAAUGGCGGUGUCCUCAUCCUUCUAGAGAAGGGACGUCAGAAGGGAUUCGAAGCUAUUGCUGGUGCGCGUGAGAUGCUUCUUAAGCGUUACAUUGCCAGCCCUGACUCGACAGAAUACAACAACUUUCUCGAAUCUCCCAACCCAAACAAAACUGUCACGAAAGAGCCCGGCAUGAUCAUUGCUCCCUGCACUAAUCACUCGACCUGCCCCAUGCAUAAUUCAGCUGGGCCAACAAAGGGCCGCAAGGACUACUGUCACUUUGAGCAGCGUUACAUUCGGCCUGCAUUUUUGCAACGUAUUAUGGGAGCUAAAGAUCGCAAUCACGAGGAUCUCAAAUACAGUUACAUUGCUGUGCAGCGUGGCACGGACAUGCGCCACGAGCAAGGUAUCCAGCAGAAUGCCGAAGCUGUAGAUGCCGCUUUUGAAGGAUUCGAAGAUCUUGAAGAAUCAUCUGCUACAAAAUUCCACCCUCUUUCUCUCCCACGUGCUGUCUAUCCACCUAUGAAGCGCCGUGGGCAUGUUAUCUUUGACCUAUGUACUCCAGCUGGCAAGAUUGAACGCUGGACUGUGCCGCGUUCGUAUAGUCGACAAGCCUACCGCGACGCUCGCAAGUCAAACUGGGGUGACCUGUGGGCCCUGGGAGCCAAGACACGCAUCCCUCGCAACCUGAACCUUGGCGCAAAACAUGGCGAAGGCAAGAAGGAGCGUCUAGCCCGACGAUCAGCUACUAAGGCUGCACGCGAUGAAGAGGCACUUGAAGAACAUGAGCUUGACGAGGAGGAAGGAGAAGAGGAAGAUCUCGAGGACGAUGAAGUGCGAUCUCGUUCAGACCUCCCUGAACUUCCUGUGCGGAAGAGGGGUCAGACAAUUCCCAGCUGGAAGAAGCACAAUGAUAAGAAAAAGAUGAGGCAGGCAGUGAAGAGGCAAGUGGAUGCCGAAAAUUCGCUCUAA
Messenger RNA from Penicillium angulare, 2529 nucleotides. Its product is annotated as tRNA methyltransferase RSM22. Gene Ontology annotation, cellular component: mitochondrial small ribosomal subunit. Gene Ontology annotation, biological process: translation. The coding region runs from base 1 to 2529 and encodes 842 amino acids. Gene Ontology annotation, molecular function: structural constituent of ribosome; methyltransferase activity. NCBI's taxonomy places the organism in Eukaryota, Fungi, Ascomycota, Eurotiomycetes, Eurotiales, Aspergillaceae. The record is from RefSeq and is a predicted model, not a curated record. The transcript has a single exon.